GGACCCACCCAAUCCCUGCUUUGACCAGUUAAAGACGUCACUUGAGGGAUGAGGAAGUCCACAAUCAGCUCUUGCAUCAAAUAUUGAUUUCGUUCAUGUCAGCUAAACUCAGCGCUACCUUUUACCCAAUAUAUUGGGGCAUGGGACUCGACUUAUGCUGAUACUCUUACAGCAUCAGGUGGAAAAUAGUCACUCCCAGCAGAUGAAUGGGCGUUAGGCUUCAGCAGAGUCUGACAGUGAAGCCAUCCACUCACUCCUCAUCAAAGGCAGAAUCCUGCAGUGUCCUCACUAAAAUACUGGGCUGCAUUCAGACUCUGAUCAUAUGUACAGAGAAAGGUGUUUAGUUACAUCAACAAGAAGGCUGAUUAGCUGAAAGGAGAAUGGACAUUGUGCAAUAUGAAUCACCGCAGGUUCAAGUCUUUAUCAGGAGUGGACAUCAGUUUUUGGACAAGGUUCGGACAUUCCUUGCAAAUGCUGUGAGAGAGGGAAGUCUCCAACAAGAAAGAGCAAGAGCCCACUUCAAAGAGAUAUUGCAUAUAAUAUUAUUUUAUGGCCAGAUUUAUCGUCUUAAGAUUGAACCAGAAGAAAUUUUGCAGGAAAGUCAGAAUGAGCUCUCUGCUAGGUAUCCAGAUGUCUUUGAGAGGUGCAGAACCCACCUUCCAACACGUCCUCCUUUCACGGUACUACUUGAUGCGAUUGUUGAUGUCGUAGGAAGAAAUGCAGAAGUUGUUUUGCAACAUCUAUUGUUGCAGGUAAAUGACAUGGAAGUUACUAAUGCUGACCAAAAUCCAUGUAGAAAUAUUUUUGUUUCAGCAGUUGUCACCUUCUGCUAUUUUUUUGAUGAAGAUACUCAAAGACAAACAGACAAUUACUUUGGUGCUUCAGUGUCAUGUGGAGAUGUAACGCAGAGAAAAAUAAUGAUCGAUAUAUUGUGCUGCCAGAAAUGGCACCAAGACAUUAGCUGGGCAGCAUGUAUUGGCAAGGUAUUGAAUCAAAAUGCCUUCAGAUUUCCUCCUCAUGUGUUCUCAAUGGCAUUUCACAUAUACACUCAGGGACAAAGGACCCAGGCAAACCAACGUGUUGAUCAUGAUCUGGUUAGACUUGGGAAUAACCCAUUGUUUGUAAUUGCCAGAAAUCUCAUGCAAUUUGGAUCCUUAGCUCCCAGGGGACCUUGUCAAAAAUGCUUCACAGUGUUCCCAAACAUUAUUUUUCAUUUACUUCCACCAGAAGGUGAACAUCCUGAUUGGGAAUAUGGAAACUGUGCAGAGUAUGAAUCACUGAGCCAGCUACUGUACUCUGAUCCGCAAAUUGCCAUGAAACUGCAACCUAACAAGUUUCGAAUUGGACGAGAUCAAUUAAUGAAUGAAAAAUAUGAACGGCUUCAAGAAAAUCUUGAAGAGUUAGAGUUUAGAUUCGGGCCUAUAAUUUCAUAUUAUAGUCCGUUAUAAGGGGAUCUGUCCUGGAAAGAUUCCAACAUUGAAAGCACAUUAGAACACACAAUAUGUCAUAUUCUUGGUCAACCAACUAAUAAUUCAACCGUUUGUAUGCAGUUGUGCAGUAUUACGCUUUAUACAAUUAAUUCAAUUCAAUGAAUAGAAAAUUCUAGGGAACAUAUUACCAAUUUUCAAAUUUGCAUUUCCUCUAUUUAUUUGUUUAUCUGGAAAGUUAUCCCAGUGCAGUGCACCAAACGCAGUAUUUGCACUUUUGAAGGUAAAAACACCUGACUUUCUCCAAGCCAAGGUAGUAAUGAGUGAUCACUAAGCUGGAACUUCCAUUGGCUUAUUACUGUGGCUCUUUUCAAGGUCAGUACUAGUUAUAAAUUCCACCUGGAGGGUAGGGAAGGGUAGAUAAAAGCCUCCUGCAGUGUAAUGUUGCAGCAUUAGUUGACCAGGUGUAACUUCUGCAGAAAUUUGAAAAUUAAUCAUAUCACUAUCUUUAAAUAGGCUAAUUUCUAUAAUUCAAUCAACUGCUUUAGAGUUAGUUGUAGUAGAAGAACUUGUCAUUUCAGAAUUAAAUAUCUCCCCAAAUAGGAAUGUGGAAUAGCCAAUAUAAUCUUUUCCCCCAUUUGAAUGACAUCAUAACAUGCUGGUCCUCAAAUUUAACAUACUUUCUGACCAUUGUCAAACAAAGUGGGGGAUGGUAUAUCCUGAUUUAGAAUAUUUUAUAUAUUGAUCUGCCAGAUGAUAGCCUAGCACAUAUUUCAGGAAUUCUAUGUCUUAUUCUGAUGACAAGAAAGUUUUAAAUAUGUAUGUGAAUGAUCUCCCAUUGAAUCUGAGACAAAUAUAUACUGUAAUUAUCUUCCUGUUUGAAUUACAGAGCUGUGCUUCUUUAUUGAGAAACAAUGCAAAGCAGAAAAAAAUGUGCUUACACAAGCUCAAAUUUAGGGAAAAACAAUCUACACAUAGCUUAAGUUUUCAAACUACAAGCUUCAUUUAGAUUUGGCUUAUUUUUCAAAUAUCACUGUUAUAACAUUCUUUUACAAUAUCACAGUUAUAGAUUGCCAGGUGACCUCAUAAAAAUACAUUGGCUAUCUUUUUCAAGUUAAUCUACCAACAAAUAAGAUACACAGCUCAUCAUCUGUCUUAGAGACUGCUAAAACAUUGGGGAAGAUUAAUCUAACAACUGUUUCUAGUUACUGUACUUUAGUUAAUUAGGAGAGAUGUGUGAAAGACAGUUAGCUUCAAGCUAAGGAUAGUAGGUAGUUAACGGAAAACAAUAUGCUAUGGUCCAUGAAGUUACAUUAAAAGAUUAAAUGGGUUUGUCUGGAGCCUGAUAAUUUUGGAACAAAAACAAAUUGCUGGAGAAACUAACCAGGUCUGGCAGCAUCUGUGGAGAGAAAGCAGAGUUAACAUUUUGAGUCCACUGACCCUUCAUCAGAACUGAUAUUAGUGUGACUAAAAGAAAGAGGAAGUACUGCGUUGUAAUGUUCUAUGUUCUAUGUUCCCUACUGACUCCGAGAAAAAUAAUAAAACAUGACGUCAAAUAUGCACUCAAAAGAGUUAGAUUUUAACCUCAGACCAUAGUUGUUUAACAUUUGAUUUGUAUCCUCAACAGUAGAAAAAUCUGGAGAGGAAACCUUGCUAUCUAUCCAUAGUUCUUCCUUGUCCCAAUGUUACUGAAAUAUGGUUUACUUGUGUAUUCUCAUGCCUAGCUUUGUUGUUUUCUGACAAGUUUGAUUUCACCAACCUUUCAUGUCCAAUAUAUACCACUUAUCAUUCAUGUGCACGUUAAAAUAGGAGGUGCCAGUUUCUUGACACCUGACUCUGUGACUGGUUCCAAUGUCGGUAAAAUAGUAAAUUCAGUUCUGACCAUUUUGUUUAUUCUACAUUGGUUUCUUGAACUUUCCUCAAUCUGUGGUCAAGUGUUUGCUGCAGCCAUUUUAAGUCAGUGCCUGAGAUAACAAGGUGUAGCGCUGGAUGAACACAGCAGGCCAAGCAGCAUCAGAGGAGCAGGAAGGCUGACGCUUCGGGCCUAGACCUUUUUUGCUAGUAUUGACAGCAUCAGAUGUGUUGGAAUUCAAGAAGAAAAUAAUUAUCUGAGUGUUGAAACUACAAAUAGUUUGUAGACAUCAGCUACACUCAAUACUGUUGGAGAAAGAAUAUCAAUUGAAUUCUACCAGAGCUUUUUGAAUUCAAUACGCUGUAAUUUUAUCAAAGUCAAUGCAAAUAAACAUAAUGCAGAGGAAA
Molecule: messenger RNA, 3686 nt
Organism: Rhincodon typus (whale shark)
Lineage: Eukaryota; Metazoa; Chordata; Chondrichthyes; Orectolobiformes; Rhincodontidae
Exons: 5
Coding region: 381-1448 (355 amino acids)
Source: RefSeq, a predicted model, not a curated record